AUGAUUGAGGUGCCCUUAGCAACUUGCACCUCCUUUACCCUUGCCUUUUUCACCCCAGGCACCACCUUCGCCUUUACCUUCCCCUUCGCCUUUUCCUCCCCCGCCUCCAUGACCAUCUUUCUCACCACCUCCACCCUCGCCGUAGCCCCCUCCAUCACCACUUCCACCUUCAUGGCCGCCUUUGUCGCCACCUUUACCACCACCACCUUUGCCCCCUCCAAAUCCGCCUCCAAAACCUCCUCCUUCACCACCUCCUGCACCUCCACCUACACCACCACCUACACCACCACCAAAGCCUCCUCCUUCGCCACCUCCACCUUUGCCAAAGCCUCCUCCAAGGCCCCCUCCCCCACCUCCCCCUUUGCCAAAGCCGCCUCCAAUUCCACCACCACCGCCGCCCCCUUCGCCAAGACUGAUGCCACCGUCCUUCGUAUCAGGCACUGUUAUAUAGCUUCUGUCAGAGAACGGAUGUCCAUCUCGGCCGAAUCAAGAAGAGAGCGGGACCGUGAAAUGACACGAACCGGCUUGACCAGCGAUUGGAGCAGCAAUGGUAGCGCUUCCCAGACUGAGAAGAGCGAGAAGGAGUUGGAACCGCAUUUUUGUAAUCGAUUGGAUCGGACGUCAAGCUACCCAGAGAAUUAG
Penicillium oxalicum is the source of this 642-nucleotide messenger RNA. RefSeq lists its product as uncharacterized. The transcript has a single exon. The record is from RefSeq and is a predicted model, not a curated record. Bases 1 to 642 code for a protein of 213 amino acids. NCBI's taxonomy places the organism in Eukaryota, Fungi, Ascomycota, Eurotiomycetes, Eurotiales, Aspergillaceae.